This is a messenger RNA of Toxotes jaculatrix (banded archerfish), 2167 nucleotides long. It is a transcript of the gene cpne2, whose product is annotated as copine II. Gene Ontology annotation, molecular function: calcium-dependent phospholipid binding. The transcript has 16 exons. Gene Ontology annotation, biological process: cellular response to calcium ion. Bases 247 to 1890 code for a protein of 547 amino acids. NCBI's taxonomy places the organism in Eukaryota, Metazoa, Chordata, Actinopteri, Toxotidae. The record is from RefSeq and is a predicted model, not a curated record. Gene Ontology annotation, cellular component: plasma membrane.
AGUCCGGACUACGAGCAUGAUUUACGGCCACACUCUGUUGCGCCUUCCAGGAUACUCGGGAUAAAAAAUGGCAACGGCAACUUCAGCUUUCAGUCUUUUUUAGAAAAAGUGGCGUUGGGGGCUUGUUUUUCUUUUUCUUUUUAUAAUUUAACUCCUUGCUGUGAGCGGUAAUUAAAAGAAACGAAGAAGAAGAACGAAGAAGUUGGACCGUCCUUUUCGGAGGGUGAUUGGUUGUGACCCCAGACCAUGGCCUACACUCUAGGCUCAGCCACAGAGGGUCAAACGCGCAGUGUUGUACCUCAGCAUUGCGUCACUCGGGUGGAGCUGUCCGUCACCGCAUCCAGCCUGCUGGACCGAGAUGUAGCCUCCAAGUCAGACCCCUUCUGCGUUCUCUUCCAUGAAGUGGAUGGGAACUGGGUGGAGCUGGGCCGCACUGAGACAGCUGUGAACAACUUGAACCCAGUGUUUGGAGUGAAGUUUCAGGUGGACUACCACUUUGAGGAGAUCCAGAAGCUUCGCUUUGCCAUGUUUGAUGAAGAUAAGUGUGCCACGCAGCUCUACGAACACGACUUCCUGGGAGAAUUCAUUUGUACGCUGGGAGUGAUUGUGUCCAAUAAGAAACUUCACAGACCAUUGAUCUUAGCCAAUGGGAAGCCAGCAGGCAAAGGAUCCAUUACGAUAACAGCUCAGGAGCUGUCUGACAACAGAAUCAUCACUUUGACCCUGAGUGGGCGUAAACUGGACAAGAAGGACUUCUUUGGGAAGUCGGACCCCUACCUGGAGUUUCACAAACAGGGAGAGGACGGUAAAUGGAUGCUGGUGCACAGGACAGAGGUCAUAAAGAACACUUUAGACCCAUCAUGGAAACCUUUUACUGUGCCUCUCAUUUCUCUCUGCAAUGGAGAUGUGGAACGGAACAUCAAGGUUCUGUGUUAUGACUACGAUAACGACGGAGGCCACGACUUCAUAGGAGAGUUUCAAACUACAGUUUCCAAGAUGAGUGAAGCCCAGAACUCAGUGGAGGUGGAGUUUGACUGCAUCAACCCCAAGAAACAGAAGAAGAAGAAGAAUUAUAAAAACUCUGGAAUUAUCAUUGUCAAGUCAUGUAAGAUUACAAGGGACUACACUUUUCUGGAUUACAUACUGGGAGGAUGCCAGCUCAUGUUUACUGUUGGCAUCGACUUCACAGCAUCCAAUGGGAACCCUCGAGAGCCGUCCUCCCUCCACUACAUCAACCCCCUGGGCAGCAAUGAGUAUCUCGCUGCCAUCUUAGCUGUGGGACAAAUCAUACAGGACUAUGACACCGACAAAAUGUUUCCUGCUCUGGGAUUUGGAGCCCAACUCCCACCAGACUGGAAGGUGUCACAUGAAUUUGCCAUCAACUUUAACCCCACCAACCCCUUCUGUUCAGGUGUGGAAGGUAUUGCCCAGGCCUACUCUGCUUGUCUCCCUCACAUUCGUUUCUACGGCCCAACGAACUUUGCUCCGAUCAUCAGCCACGUAGCACGUUUUGCCGCCCAGGCCCUGCAACAAGAGAAAGCAGCGCAGUACUUCACCCUCCUCAUUAUAACAGAUGGUGUCAUCAGCGAUAUGGACGAGACACGUCAUGCCAUUGUACAGGCGUCUAAGCUACCCAUGUCCAUCAUCAUCAUCGGUGUGGGAAAUGCAGACUUUGCUGCCAUGGAGUUCCUAGAUGGAGAUGGCAGUGUUUUGAGGUCCAACACAGGAGAGGAGGCUGUUCGGGACAUUGUGCAGUUCGUCCCUUUCAGGGAUUUCCGUAAUGCACCCAAGGAGACUCUCGCCAAGUCUGUCCUGGCCGAGCUGCCUCAGCAGGUCACCCAGUAUUUUAAACAGCGGAAUGUCCCGCCCAUCAACCCGGCACCGGAGUGAGGCGCCCCGAACACGAUCUGACGAGAGCCCACACGCUGUACAAUAGCUCAACAAAACCUCUCCUCUCGUUAACGGCAAACAAUACAGAAUGAAAGUGUGUGUAUCAGCUGUGAACAAAAAAUGAGUUGUGGACCAAAAAAAAAAAAACAAAAAAACAAAAAGAAACAUUGACGACAUCCCUGCCAUUAUAUUUGCAAAGUCUGUACUGGUUAAAGACAGUUUGGUCAGUAUCUUAAAGCUACAGAUCUGUGAUGAUAACCUGUAAAGGACCUUACAU